Thermothelomyces thermophilus ATCC 42464 is the source of this 2554-nucleotide messenger RNA. RefSeq lists its product as uncharacterized. Lineage: Eukaryota; Fungi; Ascomycota; Sordariomycetes; Sordariales; Chaetomiaceae. The transcript has 3 exons. Bases 121 to 2427 code for a protein of 768 amino acids. The record is from RefSeq and is a predicted model, not a curated record.
AAUAACAAAAACGCCGGUCCACUCCACUCCUAGGUGUCAUCCUGAUCCCCGACUAAAACCUCUUGGUCAUCUCCUGCAAUUGCUAGCAGUUCAUUUUAGGAUCUGUCGCUAUCGCAUGCCAUGAACUCAUUUGUGCCUGGCUCUCCUAAGUCCUCCAACCUCCAGGAUCCUCCUAGUGAUAGGACCCUUGGGUGUUCACUGUUCUUGUGCGGACUCCCAACGACAUCUGCACUCUUGUCAUUGCUGGAUUGGAAAGAUGUUGGUUCAGGGCUUGACCACCGGGUCGAGAAGGCACGUUUACAGCUACAGGGUGGCUCCGUCAUCACCUUGUUCCGCCACGUCCCCCGGGAAGAUUCGUCCUUUGACAUCGCCCCAGAGCAUCUCCACGGAUCUCUGAAUCUGUCGGGUGGCAAGUCGGGAUUCUUGUUUGUGCACGAUGCAUCGAAUCCGGAUGUCGAAGCCUCGGUACGCUCCUUGCGCGACUCCAUUGAGUUGCAGAGGCGGCACGGCAGCCGAGGGUUUUGGGUCGCCGUUAGCACCGCACAAGGUGCUAGUGUUUCCAGCGGGGUUCGUAAUGACAUGGUCGCCCGUUUCAGGGACGAGCUGGCUUCCGCGGGCAUAUCAGAUGCACCGGCAGUGGCCGCAAGUCUCGAUUGCGUCCUCGAGAUGCCGGUUGUCGACGCUGCUCGAAUGGUCGGCGAUGCUCUACUUGCGGCACCUCGACCGUCUCGUCCUGGGAAGCCGGAGCGAGGUGCACCUUCUGGAGAUAACAUGACGGACCAAGCUUUCCGCCAGGCGUUUCUACGCGGGAAUAUCACCCCUUGGACACACAUGGACUACCUUCGCGCCGCCUACAUCACUCUUCUCGAAUGCGACGUCCGGGAUCUUGACCUGCUUGAGGUGGCGACCAUAUUCGCGACCAGGAUGAACAGGUUUCGACGGCGUAACUCGCAUGCCCAACACUCACCUGAGCCGAGAACCCUUACUGUUUUCUGGCUGUACCAUGUCAGGCUUGCUCUCGUGGCAAUGCUGAGCUUCAGUGUGCGAGGGCCCACGAGUUUCAAGGGCAUCUUCCGGUACUUCCCGGAACUCGUAGACGAGAGAUUGCCCAGUACCUACUUCAGCCCGGACGUAUUGGCAUCCUCGUAUUCCCGGGAUUACUGGAUGCUGCCAAAUCUGCGUGAGCUUGUCGAACUGGUACAAUAUCGAGAUUCACAGUUUCGACACAAGCUCACCAGACCGCAGCAUGAAGAUCCCCACCGGCUCCUCCGUUUCGCGUUUGCCGUGGUACAGAGGUAUCUCCGCCCCGGUGAGACCCGUCGACGCGCCUGGUUCACCAACCUGGCCUUGGACUCGCUCCGGCGACAGACGAUGCGGCUCAGAUCGCUGUGCCCGGGUGUCCCUGCGUACUCGGAGACGCAAUCGCAUUUCUACCUCCACCUCGUCCACGCGGCCCUGCUGCCGCUCACCCUCGGUAACACCCACCUCCUCCAGAACAUGACCUACCCGCUGUUCGAGGAGACCUUCCGCAUCUCGCCCUCGGCGUGGACGGCGUACUACAGCCCGCAACUCUGGGACAGCAUCCCGGCCCGCGCAAGGUUCCACCCGCCCGACCUGCAGCCGCUCCCGGACACCGUCAGCCCGGCCAACUUCCACCUCUUGUCCACCCACCCCAGUCCCAACGAAUCCUUCCGGAGGGCCGGCCUCGUCCCCGAGCUCCCGUCCUUGGAAGUGCUACAAUUUCACCGCGCCGUCCUGCUCGAGGAAGCCAAACUCAUCGGGGAAACCCCCACCCCCGCCGAGGUGACCUCCCACGCACACCUACUCAAAUACAUCCACGCCCACCUCGUCCUCGCAACCCCUCCCCCCGCGCCCCCGGAGCGGUCGUCCGUCUCGCACCACCUGGACCUCCUGACGACCGCGUCAACCCUCCCCAGGGACCACAUCGCCUUCUAUCUCUCCCACGCCGCCGUCGCCCUCCUCGGCAACCGAACCACAGGAGACAACAGCGACGACAGCGACAUCAAAGACAAUGAUAAGAAGACCGUCCCGCUCCCCGACGGGCACGGCAUGCUAUCCUCGGCUGCGGCGGCGCCGUGGGGCGCGCCGUCUGGUUCGGGGCAGGGGCAGCGGCAGGGGCAGGGGCAACGCCCGGCGCGGUGGGAGGAGUGGGCGGGCGGGGAGUCUGCUUUGGUGCUGUGCUGGGACGAGGCGUGGUGUUCUGCGCUCGGAGGGGUCAACGGGCCAGGGUUACCGGAAGGACGGGGCGGGGAGGUCUGGUCAAGGGUGGAAGAGGGUGAUGAUCGGGAUGGGGAGGGUGAGGGUGAGGGCGGGGAGCAGGACGACGAGAAUGAUACCCUGGCGGGGGGAGAAGGGGAAGAGGAGGACUGGGAGGUCAUGUCGGCGGCAACGACGCUGACAGGUUGAAUCUUGGAUCUGCAUGCCCUCUUGCCUGCCGCGGUCACUCUCGAGGGUGAUUGAAUAAUUAAUUAGAUGGUGGCACUCUCAGGGCACGAUCCUCUCUGCGCUGACGGGACAGGUUAUUCAGUUUCCU